Messenger RNA from Ooceraea biroi (clonal raider ant), 2092 nucleotides. RefSeq names its product locomotion-related protein hikaru genki (gene hig). NCBI's taxonomy places the organism in Eukaryota, Metazoa, Arthropoda, Insecta, Hymenoptera, Formicidae. The record is from RefSeq and is a predicted model, not a curated record.
CACCCUCGCCGAUUAUGGAUAUUUAGUAUCGACGUUGUUGCUAGCGUGUCGCCGCAUCCUCUCGCACUGUCGCUGAAUCCUCCCGCUCCGUGUCGCCGAUCGCGGAUCCGAAUGUAAUUGUGCUUCGGCGCGCGAACGAGGGUAUCCUGCCGUUCCGCACGCGAUAAUGAGCGGGAUCGCGAGGAACCGGACACCGGAGCCGAUCGACGAGACGCGAUUAUGCGUCCGCCUCACUGCCACGCUGCAUUAGCGCUCUCCGUCAUCAUUAAUCAUGGUCCUGCGUGACUGCGAUCUGCCAGGACGAGCAGCAGCAUGCCGAGCGACGGAAACUCAGGACGAACGCUGCGGACGCAUGCCGCAGCGAUUGCGACCACGACGUUACUCCUGCUCACGCUGAAUAUCAAGUGCAUAGAUACCAGCGAGACUCUGCAACGAGGAUGCAAAUUGGAAGGCCUGCAUCCCUUCCUGAUUGUUACCUAUAAAGAAAUCACUAUAUCCGUAGACAAGAUCACUGUACCCCACAACGAACGGGUCACGGUGAGAUGUCGAGAACUGGGUAAGUACAAGCUCAUCGGCGACCCCCUGCUACACUGCCGCAACGGCACGUGGAACGGGAAACAGCCCUCCUGCGUGCCUACUACAGAGAUCUCCAAUUACACCGAAGAUGUACCGCCGACCAUCGUCUUCGGUUUACCCACUGGUUCGGCCGCCGUCGAGCCAACCGGGGCACUCGCUAUCUUCCCAGGAAGCAUCCUGCAUUUGGAGUGCCUCUUCGCGAGGAAGCUCGGCAAUCCUGAGUGGACGUGGACAUCAACCUUCCGUCGAUACCUGACGGGUUGGGCGAUUGCUGCGCGGGAAAGGGAUUGGAAGUAUCGCCUAUCGAUAUAUUACGCCAAGCCUCAGGAUUCUGGGGUGUAUACGUGCACCACGCCUAAAGGAUUGACCAAUGCUAUACGAGUUCGCGUUAUAGAUGUUCAGUGCUCGGUAUUGGCUGUGCCUGAUCCAACGGUGAUCAGUCGCAUCGAAGGUAGCCGGAUGGGCCACAGUGCUCUUUUCGAGUGUCCAGCGGGGUACAGAUUGGACGGAGCGUUCGGUAUCACGUGCCAGUAUAAUGGCAAGUGGUCGGCGGAUGUGCCACGUUGCGAGAAAAUUACGUGCCCGCCGAUGGACGUCUCGGGCAAUGCGUUGCUGCAAGUGAUCGAGCACAACAACUCGUACGGUGGAAGAGCGGUCUUCACCUGCAUGUGGGGGCACAGACUAUCGGGCCCGCAGAACGUGAUAUGCGAAGGGGACGGCAGGUGGAAUGGCUCCAUGCCGACUUGUUUAGAGAUCACGUGUCCCUUGCCGGAAACGCCACGGAGUGGACGCAUCGUCGAGCAAACGCGAUAUUCUAAUAAGAAGCAGUCUCGUAGCCGAGUAUAUAAGGUCGGCGCUCUGGUAAGAUUCGCCUGUCUACCAGGUCAUCAAUUGAUAGGAGAAGCGUCCGUUAUAUGCACCGAAAACGGCACCUGGUCUCACCGUCCACCCGUAUGUAAGGUGAGAUGUCCGUACCCGGGUGAUCCUCCACACGGGCGAAUCGCGCCACUCAAGUUUUGGUACAAACCAGGAGACAACAUACAGGUAACGUGUUCGCCUGGCUACGUGACACCUCUGGAACCCGUGAAGAAACCAUCGUGUCGGGAAAAUGGCAUUUGGAGCGCACCGCCGCCGCCCUGCCGGUCUUACAAAGAGGUGUAAGCGCGCAAGAAUGAAUCACCGAGUACUCUCGAGUCACUAUUGCGUCGCGUGCUAUCUCGCAAGAAGGAGAGACACUUGAUAUUCAUUACGGGUAGCGUGAAUACUAAAGAAGAACGUGGAAACUCGCGCGAAACGAUCGCUUUGUUUCGAACGGUAGACAAUGUUAUAUAUAAAGUUAAUGAUCUUAUCAGAAGAUGAACACAUAGUUGCAUUCACCGAAUCACGACAAAUAAUCACGAGUAGAUCACUGGAAGGAAGCAUCUUGCGUUAAACGUAGGCUAUGGAACGACCAGUAUUUUCUUUAUAAUUCUUCCAGAUACGCAACGAUUUUAAUAAAAAUAAAUCCCUUUUUAAU